AGGGCAGAGCGCGGGACGAUGCGGACGAGGAUGAACCGGGAGCAGCGAGCGGAGCGGGGCUGGGGGGAGCCGAGACCACCCAGGAAGGCAUCCCGGAGAAAGUGUAUCCUUAUCGACCACCAUACCUGAGAGCAGCCCGCGCCGGGCCCGAGGUGACAAUGGCGGCCGAAGGGCUGUGGGGGCCGGGCGGCCCCCCCGGCUGGGAGCUGGAGGGGUGGUACCAGGACCUGCAGGAGGUGCUGGCGGCGGAGCCCCCCGGAACCGCCCCCGCCUGGGGGGCUGAGCAGGUGGAUCCGGGCCCGGGGGGCUGCGGGCUGGACCUGGCUCUGGCCGAGGAGCUGCUGGAGCUGCUCGGGCCGGAGGGAGCGGCCCCAGCGGAACCCCCGGGCGCGGCCCCCGGCGGGAGCGACCCGGCCCGGCCGGGCCCCGCCGAGGAGGAGGAGGAAGAGGAGGAGGCGCGGGGGGCGCGGAGGAAGCGGCGCGGCGGCCCCGGGGCCCCGCGGGACGGGGAGCGGCGGCAGCGGGACGGGGAGCGGCGGGUGCGGGAGCUGACGGCGCACAACGAGCGGCUCCGCGCCGAGAUCCAGCGGCUCAGCGCCGAGGUGCAGCGCACCCGCGCCGCGCUCAUCGACCGCAUCGUCAACCUGCGCCAGGUGUAGCGGCGGGGCCGGGGCCGGGACACACCGAGCACAGCCCCGGGGAAAGGCGGCAGCGCUGCCCCACAGCUGGGGACAAGGACUCUGCUGCCCCACGGACUGGGUGGGGGCAGCCCUAUGGACAGACGGACACUGCGGACAGACAAGUGGAUGCAGCUUCUCCAUGCCGUUGUACAGCUCUUUGUCAUUUAUUACACACAUCUAACCACAA
Catharus ustulatus (Swainson's thrush) is the source of this 867-nucleotide messenger RNA. RefSeq names its product DNA damage inducible transcript 3 (gene DDIT3). The record is from RefSeq and is a predicted model, not a curated record. The coding region runs from base 159 to 659 and encodes 166 amino acids. NCBI's taxonomy places the organism in Eukaryota, Metazoa, Chordata, Aves, Passeriformes, Turdidae. Gene Ontology annotation, cellular component: cytoplasm; CHOP-ATF4 complex; CHOP-ATF3 complex. Gene Ontology annotation, biological process: intrinsic apoptotic signaling pathway in response to endoplasmic reticulum stress; negative regulation of transcription by RNA polymerase II; positive regulation of intrinsic apoptotic signaling pathway. The transcript has 4 exons. Gene Ontology annotation, molecular function: transcription factor binding; DNA-binding transcription activator activity, RNA polymerase II-specific; RNA polymerase II cis-regulatory region sequence-specific DNA binding.